Oncorhynchus tshawytscha (Chinook salmon) is the source of this 2850-nucleotide messenger RNA. RefSeq names its product ferrochelatase (gene fech). The coding region runs from base 385 to 1437 and encodes 350 amino acids. Gene Ontology annotation, biological process: heme biosynthetic process. NCBI's taxonomy places the organism in Eukaryota, Metazoa, Chordata, Actinopteri, Salmoniformes, Salmonidae. The record is from RefSeq and is a predicted model, not a curated record. The transcript is spliced from 11 exons. Gene Ontology annotation, molecular function: protoporphyrin ferrochelatase activity.
ACAUCAGAGCACAGGCAUGGCUUGUAAACACACGUGACAAGUGCUGUUAGUGUGCGUUCUGUCAGUGUCACUCCUCGGGUGUUAGAGGCUGGGAGGAAUUUAGCUGGUCGACCACGCAAUUUGUUAUAAAGACAAAUAGGAGCCGCCGACUGGACCAAAUCACUCCUAGAAGUGUAGAAAUCCUCCGUUGAGACAUGAUGUCUGUAUUGGGAAGGGCGACUCGGCUCAUUCAAUUUGCCAGGUGCAGUAACGCCGUAAGCCUGUGUGUUUCGACACCUCUCAGGAGACCGUCUAGUAGUGCAACCGUUGCAGCCUUCGCCCAGCCAGCCUCCACAGCGACCCCAGAAGCGGUAGAAAACAGAAAGCCCAAAACGGGGGAUCCUAAUGAUGAACAUGGGAGGACCUGAGAAACUGGACGAUGUUCACGAUUUCCUGCUGCGCCUCUUCUCCGACACCGAUCUGAUGAAGCUUCCUGUCCAGAAUCGACUUGGGCCCUUCAUAGCGAAGAGGCGUACCCCUAAGAUCCAGGAGCAGUACAGCCGGAUCGGAGGAGGCUCUCCUAUCAAGGCCUGGACCACCAUGCAGGGGGAGGGCAUGGUCAAACUGCUGGAUGAGAUGUGUCCGGAAACAGCUCCUCAUAAGUUCUACAUCGGGUUCCGCUACGUGCAUCCUCUGACGGAGGAGGCUAUUGAGGAGAUGGAGAAGGAUGGAGUAGAGAGAGCAGUGGCUUUCACACAGUACCCACAAUACAGCUGUUCUACCACAGGCAGCAGUCUGAACGCUAUCUACCGAUACUACAGCAGCCGAGGAGACAGGCCUAAGAUGAGGUGGAGUGUCAUCGACCGCUGGCCCACACACCCCCUAUUGGUCGAGUGUUUCUCCCAGCAUGUCCUCAACGAGCUGCAGAAGUUUCCCUCCGAGAAGAGGGACGAUGUGGUUAUCCUGUUCUCAGCUCACUCACUACCCUUGUCUGUGGUGAACAGGGGAGAUCCGUACCCUCAGGAGGUUGGGGCCACUGUGCAGAGAGUCAUGGAGAGACUAGGGCACUGUAAUCCUUACCGCCUGGUCUGGCAGUCCAGGGUCGGUCCUAUGCCGUGGCUGGGCCCUCAGACAGAUGAUGUCAUCAAAGGUCUGUGUGAACGGGGGAAGAAAAACCUGCUGCUGGUCCCCAUCGCCUUCACCAGCGACCACAUCGAAACGCUGCACGAGCUGGACAUCGAGUACUCUCAGGUGCUGGGAGAGGAGUGUGGCGUAGAAAACAUCAGAAGGGCUGAAUCUCUGAAUGGAAACCCAAUAUUUUUCCAGGCUCUGGCAGACCUGGUCCAAACCCACCUGAGGUCAGACGAGUCCUGCUCCCGUCAGCUCACCCUGCGCUGCCCACUGUGUACCAACCCCACCUGCGGAGAAACCAAGGCCUUCUUCGCUAAUCAGAAAUGACCCUCCUCUUCCUCCUCAACUGUUUUCUAGUGUUGCAAACUGCAGAUAACUACCCCCCUCAAAAAAGUCCUGAUUUCCCUGAAAUCCUAUUUGAAGGAUUCCGGACUUCCUACUUAUUUCUUCCUGAUUCCUGGAUACUUCCAAUCGGGAUUUCUAGAACAGCUGGGAAUUCUGAGUCACCUACCUUCUAUCCAUCUGUUACUACGGGACAGAGCACACGUUUCUAAGUAACUACCAGAAGAAGAAGAAGAAGCAGACAAACUAGGAAAGAAGCUGUCAGUACGCAUCGCAUUAAAGCUAUAAGACAAGUAGAGUUGCACUUAUUUUGUCCCGUCCCCCGUCCCCUGUCCCCCCCGCCACUCACAUUCCAUCCGUUGAAUUCCUGGAAAACUAUGUCCAUUCAUCCCUCCAUCCUCUUUCCAGGAAGAUAAACUGGACUGUAUCCUUUCUCACCUGGUGCUUGUCCAGUUGGUUUGUACGUCAUGCUCAGGGACUGUGGCGAAGCGUGUCUCCCCCCCACCCCAUUCUGGUAUGUCAUCCACAGUGUCUCUUUGAGAACCUCUCUGAAACCUGGUGGACUGUCCCCUGCUUUGAGACCCUCUCUGAAGCCUGGUGGACUGUCCCCUGCUUUGAGAACCUCUCUGAAACUGGUGGACUGUCCCCUGCUUUGAGACCCUCUCUGAAGCCUGGUGGACUGUCACCUGCUUUGAGACCCUCUCUGAAGCCUGGUGGACUGUCCCCUGCUUUGAGACCCUCUCUGAAGCCUGGUGGACUGUCACCUGCUUUGAGACCCUCUCUGAAGCCUGGUGGACUGUCCCAUGCUUUGAGACCCUCUCUGAAGCCUGGUGGACUGUCCCCUGCUUUGAGACCCUCUCUGAAGCCUGGUGGACUGUCCCCUGCUUUGAGACCCUCUCUGAAGCCUGGUGGACUGUCCCCUGCUUUGAGACCCUCUAUCUCCUCUCGGCCUCUAGAGAAUCCCUGCUUCCAUCUUUGUAGAGGCACUGCUCAUCCAGAGUCGAUGCUCUUAACUUUCCUACCCAGCAGCCUCCUCUGACCUCUCACCUCUCCUGACCUCUCACCUCUCCUCUGACCUCUCACCUCUCCGCUGACCUCUCACCUCUCCUCUGACCUCUCACCUCUCCGCUGACCUCUAAUCUCUUAUAGGGAACCAUAAUCCCUGGUUAAACUUCCACAAAGUGCUGAUGCACAUCUUGCCCCUGUAUGAGUCCCUGUCUCUCUCUCCCCGGCUGGCCUCUCACCUCCCCCAUCCCUGUCUCUCCCCGGCUGGCCUCUCACCUCCCUGCUUCAGUGUUCCCCAUCCCUGUCUCUCUCCCGGCUGGCCUCUCACCUCCCCCAUCCCUGUCUCUCUCCCCGGCUGGCCUCUCACCUCCCCCAUUCCUGUCUCUCUCCCGG